GUCAAGAAAUCUAACAGCUUUAUACAAAAUCACAAAAUAAUACUGUUUGUAAUAAUAAUAACAAUUCAAAUUAUUUAAUUGUACAUAACCCAUUACUUCGUGAUUUGAUUGGUCACGUAUUUCAGAUCAGUUGCUUAUUCGGCACACAAUAAUAAGCAAACGAAACAAAAUACUUAAAAAACUUAAAUUGAUCAGAAGAAUAUCAUUACGAUUUGAUCCACCACGUUGAUUCUCGUCCAAUAGCCAAACGCCACGUGUUCUCCCACUACGAACCAGACACGUGGGCCCGCUUUGUCACCACCACCAUCCCCCGCCCAAAUAUCAACCCCAGACGGUGGAUGCCUUCACAUAUCCACGAUGCUCCUCGGCGUACAACACAUAAAGCGCGACGUACAACCAACCAUGCACCAAUGUUCUGUUAGAUAACGACGUGAGGUGACGGCGUCAAGCUGUUCUAUAAAUGGGCGCAGCAGAAUCUCAGAAGCGCGAAAUCUGGAGAAAGGAGUCGUCGGAGGUUUUCAUUUUGAAGAGAAAUAGAAGUGCGUCGGCGACUCGCCGGAGCGUAUUCUCUUGAGGUUUUUGUAGCUUCAAUCUGCAUGAAGAGAAGAGGAGUAUGAAUUGAGGAUUUGGAGAUCAUUUCGGAAUUAUAAUUAUUCUCUCAAGUCCGGCGACGUAUUUUGUUGAAGAUUCAUCCUCGAGAUAACCCAAAAAAAGCCAGAAAGUGCCAGAUAACAGAAGAAGGUAAAAAUGUUGACGUGUAUCACAUGCUCAAAGCAAAAAAUGGAAGAUGACGAAGAUGACGGAGAGGAUGCCCCACGUAAAAAAGACCCUGUCAAAAGCCUCACUACACAGAUGAAGGACAUGGCAUUGAAGGCCUCAGGAAGUAGCCAUGGAAAGCCUCCAAGAACUCCAGGAAGCUACAAGAAGGGUCAAAAGUCGUACCCCCAUUUUGAAACGCUGUCGGGAGUGAUGCAGCCCGGAAGCUCAAGCUCUACGCCGGCCUGGGAUUUUACAAAUAGGAGCCACCACACUACUCGACCGAGCUCACAAUUCGACAGGAGAGACAGCGGACUCGGCCCCGAUGACGUGGUGCUGGAUGAAGAAGAUCACAAAGAAUGGACAGCACAAGUAGAACCCGGUGUUCAAAUUACCUUCGCAUCCCUUCCCAGUGGAGGGAAUGAUCUUAAACGAAUUCGUUUCAGCCGGGAGAUCUUCGACAAAUGGCAAGCGCAGAGGUGGUGGGGCGAGAAUUUCGAUAGGAUCAUGGAGCUCUACAAUGUCCAAAAAUUCAACCAGCAAGUCGCCAACACUCCAGGCAGAUCUGAGGACGGACGAGACUCGGCAUACUCAAGACUCGAGUCUGCCCGAGAGAGCCCUCGGAUGACUUCGGCAUCAAACAGAGAAUCAGUUUCCCAAUAUGGAGGCCAAAGGGGGGAAGCAUCAUAUAUGGAAUCAUCGAGGAUGACAACCUCAUCAUCAGUUUCUAUAAGCAAUGCUAGUGAGAUCGAGGCAGAGUGGAUUGAAGAAGAUGAACCAGGUGUGUAUAUUACCAUCAGACAACUCGUCGAUGGUACUAGAGAACUACGGCGUGUCAGGUUCAGCCGGGAGAAGUUCGGGGAGGUGCACGCGAAGCACUGGUGGGAAACUAACAGAGACAGAAUACAGAAUCAAUACCUUAGCUAACACAGUGGAGAGAACAAAAUGUGUCCUCACACUACAGGAUUGCGAUUUCUCACGAUUUUUUGUUUCAUUAAGACACAAAUUGUUUGACCAAGAACAAAAUCCGACUAAGCAAAAGCUAAAGAUGCAGCAAAUGAUAUCUAUAUAAAUAUAUA
This is a messenger RNA of Andrographis paniculata, 1835 nucleotides long. Its product is annotated as protein Brevis radix-like 1. The coding region runs from base 748 to 1683 and encodes 311 amino acids. The transcript has 7 exons. Lineage: Eukaryota; Viridiplantae; Streptophyta; Magnoliopsida; Lamiales; Acanthaceae. The record is from RefSeq and is a predicted model, not a curated record.